AUGGAUCGCAAUAUAGAAAUCAAAGCUAAACUACCAAAUAAAAUAGAAGUUUUAUCAAAACUCAAUUCUAUAACAAACACCCAAGGUGAAUUGAUACCCCAACACGAUAUCUUCUACAAAGUCCCAAAUGGACGUUUAAAACUAAGAAUAUUCCCCGAUGAAACAUCUACACUCGUCCAUUACAAUCGUCCAGACAUAUCUGGUCCUAAAUUAUCAGAAUACACUAAGUUCAACAUCGAGGGCCAAAACUGUAAACAACAGACCGAAGCCUUGAAAGCAAUUCUUUCUUCUAGCUUAGGACUUAUUGGUGAAGUUAAAAAGACUAGAAUUUUGUUCUUGAUUGGACAAACGAGGGUUCAUAUCGAUGCUGUUGAAGGUUUGGGUGAUUUUGUGGAAUUGGAAGUUGUUUUGAAUGAGACGCAGAGUGUGAAGGAUUGUGAGGGGAUUGCGGAUGAAAUUAUGUUGCAACUUGGUAUAAAGGAAAGCGAUUUGUUGACUCAUGCUUAUUUCGAUAUGAUACAAAACAGGGACAAGUAAUUGUAAAUAUAUCGAUGAUAUUGGAAUUUGGUUCACAAUGAGACUUUUUCGAUAAAACACCUGCCAGCGAUGAAAUAAUAUAACUGUUAUGUAUAUAUUAUAAAAUCUAGUUAGUCUUUUACAAGAUGUAUAUUAUUUUUUUAUAACUUUUGAAGAUUUG
Ctenocephalides felis (cat flea) is the source of this 697-nucleotide messenger RNA. RefSeq lists its product as uncharacterized. Lineage: Eukaryota; Metazoa; Arthropoda; Insecta; Siphonaptera; Pulicidae. The transcript is spliced from 2 exons. Bases 1 to 537 code for a protein of 178 amino acids. The record is from RefSeq and is a predicted model, not a curated record.